Molecule: messenger RNA, 4090 nt
Organism: Nilaparvata lugens (brown planthopper)
Lineage: Eukaryota; Metazoa; Arthropoda; Insecta; Hemiptera; Delphacidae
Product: ATP-binding cassette sub-family F member 1
Exons: 10
Coding region: 420-3083 (887 amino acids)
Molecular function (GO): ATP hydrolysis activity; ATP binding
Source: RefSeq, a predicted model, not a curated record
ACUUGAAUCCUUUAUAACCUCGAAAUAUCAUCAAUCAUUGCAAGUCUGCACCAUACGUUCUACAAAAUACAGUUUAAAACAAUAUAUUCAGCAGAAUUUACAGUAUAAAAACAAAUUAUUAAAUAGUAUAGUACUCUUUGAAUAAUCCAGGGACAGUGAUUCUACUCAAUCAAGUUUCUAUGUCUCCAUCUUCAUAGAUUGUGUGAUACUGAAUAAGUCUGGUUAUGAGUGCGUGUCUAGACAAUCUGUUUGGUAAUGUGAUGCAAAAUCAUGUCAAAUAUCUUAUCUUUUAAUAUAAUUUAAUUUAUAAAUCUUUUGAUCGAACGGUUUUUUUAUUUACCUAUCAUUGAAUUAAUCAUUCUUGUGCACCACGGUAUUUUUAUCAGUUCAUUGUUACGGUUUAUUUCUCUUUUCACAAAAUGCCGCCAAAGAAAAACAAGGCUUCUAAGAAGGAUGAUUUUCCUGAUGAAAAUACAGAUGCAGGAGUCAAAGGUAAGGGCAAGAAAAAAGGUAGAGGUAAGAGAGGUGAUUCCAGCGAUGAUGAGAAGCCGAUAGUUGAAAACAAUGUAAGUGAUGAAGAGAGCCAAUCAAAGGCCGGAAAGAAAGCAAAGCAGAAAGCCAAAAAAGAAGAUCCACCAACCACUGCCAAUGGUAAAUCAGAUCAAUCAGGAUCUAAACCAGCUGCCAAGAGUAAAUCUACUGUUAAGAAAAAACAGAAAAAAGGUAAAGGUGAUGAUUGGAGUGAUGAUGAAGAUGAACCAAAAAUUAAUAUGCUUGCUGCUAAAAGUGAUGAAACGGACAGUGAUGACAUUCCUAUUGCGGAAAUGGCCAGAAAAAUAAAGAAGAAACAAAAACCAAAAAUUCAGUUGGAAGAAGAAGAGGAUAACUCAGAUGAUGGAGAUUUAUCAGAAAAAGAUGAUUUUGCUAUUCCUGAAACAGUAACUUCAAGAAAAAAGACAUUUCUUAUCCCCAAGAAGGAUGAUAGUGAUAUUUCGGAUGAAGAUAAUGAAGUAGAGGAUAAAGUUGAUGAAAAAACAAAGAAUGUUAGUAAGAAACCUGCUAAAAAAGAUAAAAAGAAUACUGAGGUUGAUGAAAUUACUGAGAGUCUAUCCAAAGUCGAUUUACCCAAGGAAAAGGAAGUGAGUACAAGUCAGUCGAAUUCUUUGACUGAAACUCGUCCAACAGAUCUGGAUGCAACUUAUGUGGUCGAUCCAUCAGAAGAAGCUCCUCAGCCUGAUUCAACUACGGCAAAGAAGUUGACUCAUAAGGAAAAGAAAAAGUUGAAAAAAGAGUUGGAGUACCAGAAGCAAGUGGAGACCAUGACGAAGAAGGGAGGUCAAGGUCAUAGUGACCUAGGAGAGAACUUCACAGUUUCGCAAACACAGAAGUCUGUAGGACAGCUUCAAGCUUUAGAAAAUGCCGUCGAUAUUAAGGUUGAGAACUUCAGUAUAUCAGCCAAAGGCAACGAUUUGUUCGUCAACGCCAAUCUGCUGAUAGCUCACGGUCGAAGAUAUGGUCUCGUUGGACCCAAUGGUCAUGGCAAAACAACCCUACUGCGUCAUAUUGCUUCGCGCGCUUUUGCCAUUCCGCCGGGCAUUGACAUCCUCUACUGCGAACAGGAAGUGGUGGCCGAUGAUCUGUCGGCAGUCGAUUCUGUGCUCAAAGCUGAUGUGAAACGAACCAAACUGUUGGAUGAGUGCAAAGACCUCGAAGCCAAACAGGAGAAAGGAGACAUGACUGUACAGGAACGUUUGAAAGAGGUGUACGAAGAGUUGAAAGCCAUCGGAGCCGACUCAGCCGAGCCGAGGGCCAGACGAAUCCUGGCCGGUCUGGGUUUCUCCAAGCCGAUGCAGGACAGAGCCACUAAGAACUUCUCGGGAGGUUGGCGUAUGAGGGUGUCACUGGCCAGGGCUCUCUUCGUCGAACCCACUCUGCUUCUGCUCGACGAACCUACCAACCAUCUCGACCUCAACGCUGUCAUUUGGCUGGAUAACUACCUGCAAGGCUGGAAAAAGACUCUACUCAUAGUUUCUCACGACCAAAGUUUCUUAGACAACGUCUGCAAUGAAAUAAUCCAUCUCGACCAGCAGAAACUCUACUACUACAAAGGCAACUACUCUAUGUUCAAGAAGAUGUAUGUGCAGAAGCGCAAAGAAAUGAUCAAAGACUACGAGAAACAGGAGAAGAAAUUGAAAGAACUGAAGGCCCACGGGCAAUCUAAGAAAGCCGCCGAGAAGAAACAAAAGGAAGCUCUGACCAGGAAGCAGGAGAAGAAUAAAACGAAACAACAGAAAACAAAUGAUGACGAGACGGGUCCGAUUGAACUUCUGCAGAAACCGAAGGAGUACAUCGUGAAGUUUUCGUUCCCAGAUCCCCCUCCGCUCCAACCGCCCAUUUUGGGACUGUAUAGUGUGCAUUUUGGAUAUCCGGGGCAACCGAAGUUGUUCACAAAUGUUGAUUUUGGAAUAGAUAUGAACUCUCGUGUCGCCAUUGUGGGUCCCAAUGGUGUUGGAAAAUCGACCUUUCUGAAGCUGCUCACUCUCGAUUUACAACCAACAAAGGGCGAGGCUGCUAAAAACCAUCGAUUGCGUAUCGGCCGUUUCGACCAGCAUUCAGGCGAACACUUGACGGCGGAAGAGACCCCGUCCGAAUACCUGAUGCGUCUAUUCGACCUGCCCUACGAGAAAGCCAGGAAACAGCUGGGUACUUUCGGUCUAGUUUCGCAUGCGCACACAAUCAAGAUGAAGGACUUGUCCGGAGGUCAGAAGGCUCGUGUGGCGUUGGCCGAAUUGUGCCUAAAUGCUCCCGAUGUCCUUAUACUCGACGAGCCUACCAACAAUCUCGAUAUCGAGUCGAUUGAUGCGCUAGCUGAGGCUAUCAACGAGUAUAAAGGAGGUGUUAUAAUAGUUUCCCACGACGAGCGACUUAUCCGAGACACCGACUGUACUCUGUGGGUCAUUGAGGAUCAGACAAUCAAUGAAGUUGAUGGCGAUUUUGAUGAUUACAGAAAGGAACUUCUAGAGAGUUUAGGGGAAGUAAUCAAUAGUCCAAGUAUAGCAGCCAACGCGGCAGUUCAGCAGUAAAUACACGAGUCGUAUAGCUUUGAGAAUAUAUUAUUUAUUAAGGAUCACCGGUGAAACAAUUCUACAACAGUGCAAGAGUUGUGAAAAGCAUAGCAUGGCGAGCUUUUUCUACAAUUUCCAACUUCAAAAGUUAUUUCAAUACCGUUCUAAACGUUUAAAAAUAUUGUUUUUUCAACUAUUCUUCCAUGAUGGUUUUAAACCUGAAAACAAAGUUUUGUGUUAUAAUUGCAUGUAAAGGUUGAAACUUUAUUAAAAGUUUAAGAUUGGAAUAGUAUUAAGAACUGAAGUUUUGAACAAUAUUUAGUACUAAAUUGUAUUUUCUUCGUUAGGGAUACUUUUUAAUGUAAAUAAAAAUAUAAAUCUAAGAACCUUUUUUAAAAUUGUUUACUCACAAAAUUUUUCGGUUAUAAAAUGUUGCCAUUAUCAAGUGAUUUGGGAACAAGUUGUGAGUAGAGAAUUUUAAAAAGAGUACUUAUAUUUCUAUUUGUAUUUAUAUUUAAGAACUAAAGUUUGGAACAAUAUUCAGAACUAAAUUUUGGAACAAUAUUAAGAACCAACGGUUGGGAUAGAGAAACUUGCUUAUUUGGUUACUCAGUAAAAUAUUGAAGAAUAUUUUCCACAUCCUAAAAUAACAUACAGAAUUGCAUCAACUGAUUAAUAGUUAGUUCCAUUAAGCUUGAAAAGAAAUUUCAAUUAGCUUCCAUACUUUCCAAUUCACUGUUUCAGUCGUUUCUGAAAAAUAUUUCGUACACUCUAUUACAUGCUACUCUGUAUGUCGUUCUUAGAAUGUCAAUUGCAUUCGUAUAUAGUGUAAUUUAGUUAGUAACCAAACAAGCUAGUUAAUCUGCCCCACCCUGUUCUGAAUUCUAGUUUUCGAACAUAUUAUAUUCGUUUCAAUUGCUUUUUUUCAAAUGAUAUAAUUUCUCAAUACUAUUAAUCAUAAUAGCGUUGUAAACAUUAAAUGAUUUUAUAAACACUUCAAAAAAUAAAACUUGGGUUAUAUCGUU